Messenger RNA from Coregonus clupeaformis (lake whitefish), 1402 nucleotides. RefSeq lists its product as uncharacterized. Gene Ontology annotation, biological process: response to bacterium. NCBI's taxonomy places the organism in Eukaryota, Metazoa, Chordata, Actinopteri, Salmoniformes, Salmonidae. The transcript has 5 exons. The record is from RefSeq and is a predicted model, not a curated record. Bases 19 to 1146 code for a protein of 375 amino acids.
UGUCCGCCCUUGAUUUUAAUGCAUGAGAUAUCAUAUUUAAUACUUUACAGCAACUUUGAAUAUUAUAAGUUGUAUUUGGGGUAUGUAACAGCAAAUGUACUGUAUUGUUCAUGUUCUUUAAUAUAUGUGGUAGCUGGUACUGAGUCCUCAUCCAUACGUCAGGACAGUGUUCUCAUAUCAGCCAACGUUGGAGACGCAGUGAUUGUGCACUGCUUCUAUGAAGGCCACAUGGCCAUGCAUUUCUCCUGGUACAAGCAACCCUUGGGAGAUAAGCUUCAACUCUUAUCAACCGUCUAUAAGUUUGACAGGAAUGCAACAUUCUACCAUGAGUUUAAGGAUAACCCUCGCUUCUCAGUGGAAAAUGGCCAAGAAAAGAAUCACCUAAGGAUCUCAGACAUGCAGCUCUCUGAUUCAGGCACAUACUACUGUGGAAGUGCUUAUGGCAACAAGGUGGAGUUGGGAGAAGGAGCCAUUCUCAUAAUAAAAGGAUCAGGGUCCAGAAACAUGUCUGUGCUACAGCAGCCUGUGUCUGAGUCAGUCCUCCCAGGAGACUCUGUGACUCUGAACUGUACAAUACACACUGAGACCUGUGUAGCAGAAUAUAGUGUCUAUUGGUUCAGACAUGGCUCAGGAGAAUCCCGUCCAGGAAUCAUUUACACCCAUGGAGACAGGAGUGAUCAGUGUGAGAAGAGCCCUGAGGCUGGGUCUCCUACACAGAGCUGUGUCUACAACCUCCCCAAGAGGAACCUCAGCCUCUCUGAUGCUGGGACUUAUUACUGUGCUGUGGCCUCAUGUGGGGAAAUACUGUUUGGGAACGGGACCAAGCUGUACCUUCAAGUUCCAGAGCAUGAUCCUCCAUUUGAUCUGAGUCCAACUGUUCUGGCCUUGGUCGUCUCCAACAUCGUUCUGGGGAUAGUGACCCUUGUACUUGUCUGGGUGCUGUGCAAGACUCAGAACAGAGAUAGCAGAGGGAGGACAGAUGUCCCAACGUCCCAGGGCAAUCAGAAUCAAGACAGUGAUGUGUUGAACUAUGCAGCUGUGAGUUUCACCCCCAAGAAUAACUCCUCCUCCUCUAGAAGAGCAAGAGAGAAGACCAGCAGAGAGGAUGCAGUGUACUCUGAGGUCAGAUACCUGCAGCAGCAGUGAAAGAUAUCACCACUGUCACAAAGACUCCAAGAAGAACCAUUUAACUAUUUGUAGCCUAAUGAAACUUUUAGUAUCUGAAAUUGGUAUGGAAUUUACAAUGCAACAAAGAAACUGUAAUUUUAACAUUGUCUGUAUGUUAGAUGUAUAUAAUGAUCCUGUAAUGCCUUAAAUAGCCAUAUGUUACGCCCUGACCUAUAGAACUCUUGUUUGUUGAGUCAGGGUGUGGAAAUCUAUGUUAUAUUUUCUAUGUUUAUGU